This is a messenger RNA of Formica exsecta, 1104 nucleotides long. RefSeq names its product protein FAM177A1-like. The record is from RefSeq and is a predicted model, not a curated record. The transcript has 3 exons. Bases 120 to 812 code for a protein of 230 amino acids. Lineage: Eukaryota; Metazoa; Arthropoda; Insecta; Hymenoptera; Formicidae.
GCAGCUGCGCAUGCACGAUGCAGCCAUCGAUGAAUUAUUAAAAAGAAGAAAAGAUUUGCAAAAGUCGAUUGCAGAAUGGCAUUUUUGAAUGUGCAACAAAGUGCAUUGCAAAAUACAUUAUGAGAGUAUCAUCGAUCGAUGUAACGAAAAAACUACCAAUGGGAUUUCGAUCGCGAGCGUUCGCUAUUUUUCGACGUCAUUCGUUGCGUAUGAAUCAUCUGGAUAGUAAACAAAGGGAGAGAGAAAGUUUAUUCGAUGUACUGUCAAGAAUUGUCAAGGCGCGACGCAGGUCGGAAAGUUUUGUUUAUUGUAAGAUACGAUCACAAGAUACGACGAUGACGCCAGAAAAGGACGACGCCUGCGAUUUGAGCGACGUUAUCUUGCAGGAAAACUCAGAUACCGAAACGCAGUGCAUACAUAAAUUAAACAAGAAACCAAAAAGGGUACUACAAUUUUCGGAUGGUAUAAUGGAGGAAUAUUCGUCGGAAGAUGAAGUUGACAUACCAGAAAGUAGUAAAACCAUGUCACAGAUAAAUACUAAAAAUAUGAAUUGGUUACCAUGGGCAUGGCAUCAAACCACAUGGAUUAGUUCAAAAAUGUUAAAUGGUUGCGAUUAUGUCGGCGAAUGUCUGGCCAACUUCUUUGGCAUAACAGCACCCAAAUAUCAAUUUGAGAUCAAUGAAUUUUAUAGAUUACAAGCACUUGAAAGAGAAAUUUUUAAUAAGCAGGACUUAGAGAUGGGUGGAUGGAACGAUAAAAAGAGAAAUAAUCUUAGAAGUAAUGAUAUUAUAUUGUCAAAUGAACAUAAUUAAUGAUGUUGUGUAUAGAUUUUAUAUCAAAAAAAUUAUUUUGUUAAGGACUUAAAAUAAAAUAUGUAUCAUAAAUUCCCUGUUUAGAAGCAUCAAAAUAUUGUUGUACAAUCUUUAUUAUUAAAGAAAGAAAAAAAGAGAUGGAAAAAAUAUGGAAUUUGUUGCUCCAUAUAUUCAAGAUUUACUAGCAAAUUUGCAAAUGGAAAUAACAUGCUUGAAUAAAUUUACCUGCCAUCUUUUUAUACAAUAUUGAAGCAAUUUUUAAUUAAUGUAAAGUAACAGUUAUACGAAAAAA